Molecule: messenger RNA, 505 nt
Organism: Trichomonas vaginalis G3
Lineage: Eukaryota; Parabasalia; Trichomonadida; Trichomonadidae
Exons: 1
Source: RefSeq, a predicted model, not a curated record
AUGAUAACGAAGGCAGUAGAAGCUAGUGGAACAGUUACUAUUACAACUGUAACCCAGCAACUAUUUCGAACAAAGAUGGAUUUUAAUGAAUGUUUCAUUCAUCCAAAGUCAUUCUCUUUAGACCCUAACAUUUAUACAGAACUUGUAGAACAUUAUACAAACGAGGCUUUAUGUUUUCCUGUUAAAGUUAUGGAUUGGAUUCCUAUGGACGGUUCAUUCUCAAAGAAUACAGAUAGUUCAAGUGCAACAUUUACAGCAGCUUAUACGCCUAUUAAUGUUAAAAGUAUUUGGGCACUAUUUAGAAAGAAAGACAACUAUUAUGUUAAUUUUGAGAACCCUAAGUUUAAAUAUCUUCAGCUUUCCAUGGGAGCUUAUGGAAAUAUGCCUGCAGAACCUGAAAAAUCAUAUGGACCUGUAUUUUAUGAAAUGGUUGCGAACGCUUGCAAUACAAACAAUGAUAUGAUAGGAUUUAAUGAAGAUGUUAUGAGGUCAUUGAUGGAUGAUG